This is a messenger RNA of Strongylocentrotus purpuratus (purple sea urchin), 5805 nucleotides long. RefSeq names its product protein piccolo-like. Gene Ontology annotation, molecular function: small GTPase binding. Gene Ontology annotation, biological process: intracellular protein transport. Lineage: Eukaryota; Metazoa; Echinodermata; Echinoidea; Camarodonta; Strongylocentrotidae. Bases 166 to 5805 code for a protein of 1879 amino acids. The transcript has 7 exons. The record is from RefSeq and is a predicted model, not a curated record.
ACCGUCUCAUCACCGGAUUCAAGGAUUAAUUUCGCAACUUGCAGGAAAUGAUGAGGAUUAUUUUGAUAUGGGAGGAAAGUGUUAGCUGUAGAUGCACUGCUUCACGGCGUAGUUAGCUGUAUCAUUUUUCUUGGUUUGGUUUUGUGGAGGACCGUGUAGCGAAACAUGGGGAAUGAGAUGAGCGAGGAAGGAGAGGGGAUGCCGCAACAUCCAACGCCGAUACCAUACCAGACUGGCAGACAGCUACAUGAUGGUGUGGAUAGUAUGAUGGGUAGGAGUUUAGAAGGUGCCAGAGGGGUUGGUAGAGGAGGUAGUAUUAGUCCUGGGACAGGUGGUGGCACUGGUGUUGGAAGAGGUGGUGCGGUUGGUGGUAGUGGUGGUGGCCGGAGUGGUAUGCGUGGGGGAGCUGGUAUCAGUGGUGGCCGAGGAAAUGGUAGAGGUGGCACAGGUGGUAGUAUGGAGACUCGGGGAGGACACGGAAGAGGUACAGGAAGAGGUGGAGGAAGGGGUGAAGCUGGACCAAUGGGUGGGCAAUCUGGGCGUCGGACCGGUCCAAUUGUCAGUGGAUCUGCAAGUGUUUCACCACCUCAUACCAGCGCAGCAAGUCCGGCGUUUAUAAUUCCAGGAAGGGGUAGAGGAAGGGGAGAUAAAGUAUCCACUCAGGGUCCUGGCCGCGGAGGGGUUAACACAGGACCCAAACCAUCUAGUACUGCUCCUAGGACUAGUGACAGAUCCAGGGUUCAGAAUAAAGCAGCCCCUCCAAUGAACGACCAACCUCCUGAAGCAGAUCUAAGCCAUUUGACAGAGGAAGAACGAGCUCAUAUUCUGGCUGUUCUAAACAGGGCUAAGGGUCUACAGGAGAGAGAUGAAGAGAGAGUCAGGAAUCUUGAAGACGACUUUACCAAGUACACCAAAGACAUCAAGCGUCGAGCAUCGGACGCAUCCAGUGUCGGGGAAGGUCUACCCAAUAAUCUAUGUCCAGUCUGUAACAGGACUGAACUUGAUGAAUGUGCUAUACCCGGAUCUGCUCAGGAAGGGUUGGAGUGUACAGACUGCGAGAGACCAGUAUGUCUGCAGUGUGGUUUUUAUAUGCCAGCCUUAGCAUCACAGAGUCGUGAGAGACGAAAGAAACUGGAACGUGGUGCCUCUUUCUCAUCGAGUGACGGUGAAAGGGUUCGUCCGCCAUUGCAUCGCGGUCUUAGUGAGCAGUUAUCAGCUCCAAUAACUUCAUUACAGAACCAACCUCUUACUGAGGUCUCGUCUUCCAAUAGUAGCUUGGACCGAAGUCAACAACAGUCACCAGAUUCUAGCUCACCUACCAAGUCGAAUAAAGGUAAUGGUAUACGAUCAUCGUCUUCUUCAUUUGAAUCGGAUCGAUCAUCGAUACAAAAAGAUUCCCAAUCAUCACAAAGCCAAAGAAACGGAACCCGGUCCUCACCUUCAUCAGCCGAAUCGUCACAUUCCUCCCCUAGUCGUAGUGCUCAUUCUAUGGUAGUCAGUCAACCAACGGAUGGGUUCCAGGUACACGGGAAGAACGGAGAGCCUCACAACCCUCGCCUUCCAGAUAACCCAACCAAACCUAGACCAAGAGACUCACCGUCAUCGAAAGUUUCUCGACAAUACGAUGGAAAUAAGACAGAUGUUUUGCGAGAUUCGCCUUCUUUGAGGAAACCAGAUAGAAACAAUUCACCGGGAUUGCUUGAACAUGAUAAAGACCCGGUGAUUUCUCAUAAAUCUCGUACCUUGGAUUCGUCAAGGAAGGAAAAAACUCAGUCUCCGGACAGAACUAGCCAUCAAGGGGCGUCAGGGCAUGAAAGGAACAAUGCUCAAAACCCUCGCAUAAGGGACAGGUCUCCAGUAGUGGAAGGGUCAAAACAGAAUUCCCCGCAACAACCUCGUAGUCUGGACAUUUCUCCAGUAUUUAGAGACGUUCCAAGGAAAUUCGGGUCUGUGAAACAACCUGAACACGAUCUAGUGCACGAAUCAAUACAUUCACAGACAGCUUCGAAUGUUGUUUCUAGAAGAACUGAUAUUCUCACGCGUGAUGAAAAUGUAGGAUUUGUACCCGUCGCAACAGUGAGUGAGAACCCGAGUAGGACUAGACUUAGACAAAAUUCACCUGAUUCAAAACCAAGACUUCGACAAAAUUCACCUGAUUCAAAACCCAGGCCUAGUCGAAUUGAUGUUGCCAUGAGUAAGGAAGAAGUUAAAGUGAGGGGACGUGAUAGUGAAAAACAAUCUCCUCCAGUCACGCAAAGCGUUGCCCCUUCUAGUGAUAAACCCAAGGAAAAGCCUUAUAUUUCAUCUCAUGAUGAGAGAGAGGGUAGUAUAGAUGAUAGUGAAAUGAUGCGUCAACUAUUAGCCAUGGCUGGUAGUAAUGCCUCAUGUGAAACAAAGGAGAAAACCAAAGAAAAGGAAGGUGCAAUUGACAAAUUAGACAAAACGCAGAUUGGAUCGAGAGAUAGUGAACGAACUCACGUUGGGGAAGACCUGUCUGGCAAGAAUCCCAGGCCUAUUUUCACUUUGACCGCUGACAGAGGUAGUCCUAUAUCAACGUUCGUUCUAUCGUCAUCAAAAGAGAGUCUAGCCUCUAACGCGGAUAAGGAUGAAUGUCAAUCUUCUAUGCAGACUCAUUUACCAAGCACUGUUUCUAAUGUGACGGUAAAACCUGACGUCUCCAUGUAUAACCCACAUCAUAUAGACGCAGACACCAUGGCUGAGGAAGAAACGCGACUUGCAGAGGAAAAAUCAAUGGGAGAAGCAGUUUCUAAAAUGUUGAGAUUAAAGCGAGGAAAGUCUGAGGAGUUACCCCCUAGACAGGGUUCCCUUGACGACAGUCACUAUAAGCUCAUUAAAAGACAGGAAACUGUGCCAUCGGAGUACGAAAGUCUCAGUGAUAGUGAAAUUAGGGAUGAUCAAAGUAGAAGAGGUAGGAAAACACUCCUUGGGGAUAGACCAAAGCAGAAUUCGGAAGACUUGUCAGAUCUACCAGGACUUACAGAUCUAGGGGCAAUAGGAGGUGGUGAUGAUGAUUCAAUAUGGCCUCCAAAUACAGAUGGAGCUGAGUCAAAAUACAUCUCAGUUGAAGAUCUCACAAAAGUUGGAUUGGGAGGGAGAAUGGCUGCAGUCGGACAAAAACACUCGAGUAAUGGCAUACGACGAAAGCGUCAAAAGCCUGCCGGAGAUACGCCACUGUCACCAAUAUUCGAUGUAGAAGGAGGAAGUCCACCGACUGAACUGGCUACUGAUCUGUUGUCUUCUGAAUGCACUUCUCUUGCAGAUGAUUCGGAGGAUGACAUCAAUCGUGACUACUAUGAGGACCAAGAUUACAUGACAGAAGAUCGGUCGUACUCCAGUUUUGACAGCGGCGAUGACUACACUGACUACAUGGAAGACGUCAUCAUGGAGGACAUCAGUAUGGAACAUGAAGUAGUGGAACAUCUUUCGCCUUACCGAAUAAAAGAAGAGGGUUUAGCAACCGUAAUGGAAGAGCAAGAGGAAAUAGAUGAAUAUUAUUUGGAUGAAGAGGAUGAAGACGAGGAGGAGGAAGCUGAAGAAUCAGAAGAAGAAACCAUACCAGAACAAGAUCGUAUGAACAUGCUAUCUACUAUCCAGGAACAGACCUCAGAAGAAACCCAGGAGAGCCCUGAUUAUAUGUCACCGUGUGAAGAUAGGUUUAGUACAGGUCGAAGCUCUGAACAAAGAUCGCGUAAGGAUCAACCAUCAUGGGAUGCAUCUGCAUCAGCAUCCGCAUCAGAUUUAUCAGAUUUGUCAACUGAUCAGACUUUUGAAUCUUUGUCUUCCGUUUUAACACGUGAACACAUCGCACCAGUAGCAGCCACUGUAGAAAAAGACAUGGUAGCACAGUCUCCAUACCGUCCUCAGCUAGACAUUGACCUUACGCCAAACGCCAAGCGCGACAACUCUGGCGUUUUAGAUUCACCAAGAACACCAACAAUGGAUUCCAAAGCUUAUGAACGACCCAGAAUUACAAGUCCUAGUAAAAUAUUUAAUGUAUCCUCCCCUCGCACUAGUCCUAUUUCACCAAACCCUUUCUCGCCUCCCCUAACUCCCAAAUCAUGGGCUGCAAAGCGCACAUUUCCAGAAACCAUGUUUCCAAUGGAGCACUCCACACAAGUAGAAUCAGAGGUGGAAACGCAUGCUCCGAACGAUGAUCGAAGAAAAUGUCGCUCGGUUCUGACUCAAAUGGGAUCUAGUUUCGAGGAAUUUGCUAGCAUUACGUGGCCUGAAACACUCACUGAAGACCCCUCUUCAUCCCGUAGUAAAUCCUUUAAAAGUCCUUUAUUCGUUGAAACAGGUAGCACAAUUAGUCCUGAGGAUAGCACAAGCACAUCAGAGAACACAGUUAUAGCAUGUGAUAAUUUGAAAUCUAAGUCAGCUCAGACGCAAACUAUGGUUGAACGUCGAACGCAAACGACACCACCUCCACUCGGCGAGCAAAGCAAGUCUCGUUCAAAAUCAUUCUCCGACGCAGCUGUGGGGCCUGGUAACGAAAGCCCAGAAUCCAACUCUUCUUCCCCUUCUAAGUCUGUCCAUACAACUAGCAUUGGCGUAGGUACCAGCCCUGAGAUGUCACCCACCUCCUCCACUCAUUCUACAGACACUGAUUUCAGCUUCAGAAGACCGUUUGCGUUUGAGGAAAUCAAGCACACCAUGGCAUCCAAUGCAUCAUCCAGCGGAUCUUCCAGUCCAGAACCUAGUGGAGCAGCUAGGAGAAACCCGAGAGCAUCAAGGAAAGAUACAGGAUCACAAAGUACUACUCAGGACACGAUUGCUGCCAUGAAACACAGCGGACAGUUUUCGGGAAAGGACUAUCUAAAGGCAUCUUCAAGUGAUGCUGAAAGCUGUGAUAGUGAGAGUAGCACACCAGCCAAAGUUCGUCGGCGUCUCCCUACAGUUCCGCUGAAUGUCCAGCCAGUCACUGUCUCUAUCAAACCUGACCUCAGUACAACCAUUGAUGAGAUUCUACGAGAUCCUGAAAGAAGUAUCGAGGUCAAGAAAGUUAAAGAACUACUGGCUAGAAAGGCGGCAGAACUAGAGAAGGAGAGACGCGAAGCUCUUCUAAAAUUGAGAAAACUUUCUUCAGAUUCAAAAAGGCUUGAGGAAGGAAAGGAGAGGCUCUCUCGCAGGUAUAACAAACACCACAAGGUUCGUGUAGCUGGGGUGAAUGAAGGUAGCCUUUCCGAUUCAGACGUCACCAUUACAAGUGAAGACAAGGAAACAGAAGAAUUGGCUGCUUUACUUCACCCACUAUACGGCAUGUAUAACCCAUUCCCGACGGGUAAACUCUCCAUCAGUUCAGAUCGUAUUCACGAGAUAGAAACAAGUGAUCUGCCAUCUUCAAUCAUGGUGUCUCCUGGAGAUCAAAUAAGAUUAUCGAAAUCUGAAGAGGACAUUUUAAGAGAAAUUGAAAAGCAGAUCUCAGAAGCCACCGGUACGGACUAUAAAGCAUACAAUACUUCUCAGAUAGAAAAUGAGGUUCGAUCGAGGUACAGCGACAACAAAGAUGACAACCGAUUUAAGAAGGAUAACAAACGUAGAACUCCUUUGCAAGAAAAAUUUACGACCUCAGAAAUUCCUGAUUAUGGUUUAAAAACUGUUCGUCAUAAGAUGAAAGAGGAGCUGAAGCAGGUGACGGCCCAUCGUAGAGCGCAAUUAGAUAAUUCCCCACCAUCUCCAUCCCAGCCACCCUCUGAAAUCCAAACAAGUGUUGUCAGCCCAGAGAGGCAAGAAGGCGAGCAGAGGGAAGGAACCAACGGAAGAAGAUGUGGACUCGGAGUUUGA